Molecule: messenger RNA, 3595 nt
Organism: Gasterosteus aculeatus aculeatus (three-spined stickleback)
Lineage: Eukaryota; Metazoa; Chordata; Actinopteri; Perciformes; Gasterosteidae
Gene: fam124b
Product: family with sequence similarity 124B
Cellular component (GO): nucleoplasm
Source: RefSeq, a predicted model, not a curated record
CUAACAAUGUCUUUAGUUUUUAGGGUUUGGAGGCUGCGCGUUUAAAUCCGUCCAGCCCGUCUGGACUGUCCCCUUUGUCUCUGCUCGUGUCGUUGGUCGCGUGCCAUCUGCUCCAUAUGUUCUUAUCGGCGGCUUUAGACCGACAGCAGCACACAUUUACUUGUCCCUUUCGCCCUGCUUGCGUUCAUUCGAACCGGCGGGGGGGCAUCUCCAGUUUUCGUUUUCUCCCUCAAAACAUGUGUUGCCUUUUAUUCUAACAUAAGUGUGUAUGGUUGCCCAGUGACGUCAGCGUCCCAGCAAGAGAGUCCCUCUUUUUUCUUUUUCUUUUUUUUUUGUUGCUGGAGCGGGCUGUGGAAAGAAAUCAAACGGGAUGCUUCUCCCCCGUCAGACUGCACUUCUGCAAACAUCGCUCACACUUUCUGAGUAGAUGGCUGGAUCAAAUGUUAAAGAAAGUGCAGCUUUUGGACGAUGUCCAGAAGAGCGGCGCUAUUAAAGGAACCCGACUAUGAAAACGCGGACUCCGGAGCUGAAACUGCCGAAUCUGACAGCAGCAGGAUGUCGUCAGGCAUUCAGUGCAUGACCGGUCGGGUCAGGCAGCAGCAGCAGCAGCAGCAGCAUCUGCUACUGAACUUACAUCUGCUGGCCAACCCUGGAGACUCACUGCUGCUGCAGCACACGCUGGACCGCCUCCUCCGCUGGCUGUGCCCGACUCUCCGUAUCUUCCAUGUGUCAGAGAGGGCCUCCCCAUUCCGAAGUUACACACGCCUGUGUUCUGUUGCAGGCUACCCUUCUCUGGCCAUUACCUUCUUCCUGCACGAGGCCUACGGAGAGGAGCGAAUCCUCAAAGUGCUAGACUUCUUUCAGCAUCCUCCAUGGCAGUACCACCACACUGAGACCUGCGGCAACAGAACAGGGGGGGUGUACAUCACCUCCAGCAGCUCUCCCACCAAUGCCAUGCUGCGGCCCUACCUCCUGCCCAGCCGAGAUUUCUAUAGUUUGGGUGCGGGCAUGCCUGUGUGGGGGGUUCGGCCAGUCCACUGCGGAGGGGAAAUACUGCGUGUGACACUGUACAGUGGAUACGACAACUACGAGGACGCUGUGCGGCUCUAUGAGACGGUGCUGCAGCGACAGGCAGAGGAGCAAAAGACGGGCUUCUGCUGGUUCACUCUCCACACAGAGCCCGGGCUGAGCCUGCAGCUGGCUUUAAAACAGCUGUCACCAGGAGCUCGAGUGGAGCCGUGCGGCUCCGCUGUGCUGCAGUUUAGUGUGGAAGAAAUUGGCCAGCUAGUCCCUCUGCUGCCCAACCCGUGCACCCCCAUAAGCAGCUCCCGCUGGCAGACAGAAGACCUAGAUGGAAACAAGAUUCUCUUCCAGGUAAAAACCCCGGCUCAGCCUCAACGACCUCUGACCUGUGCUUUCCCCGUGACCGGCCCCAGCGUGUCCCCUCAGGGACUGCAGCUCAGGAGCUCGGUGCAGGGCCACAGCCUGUCGCCCCUCACAACCCCCCUGCCCUGGCAAACACACAAGCACAGCCACAGGCCGCGCAGCGACUCGGUCCUGGAGAAGCUCCAUGGAGCGGAGAGCCAGGGGUCGGGGAGCUGCUGUAGCACCCCUCCAGGUAGCUCCUGCUACUCAUCACAGCGCAGCAGCCCCGCGCCACACUCCGCUACCAACCACCCCGACUCUCCCCUGCGCCCCUCCAUCACCCGCUCUCUCUCCUAUCUCCUUCUGGAAGAGGAGGAGGAGCCAGAAACAAACGUCGACACAGGAGCCCCCGUCUCGCUGGCCUCUGACCCGGCGGUCAAAACUAUAGCUGGCUCCUCCUCCGUGGACCUCCUGAUCAAUCGCCACGCUGAGAGGCCCGUGUCUGCUGGGGAUUCAGCUGUUGAGGGUCUGACUGAGGAGCCGGUUGAACGUCCGCCAGGGACACACACGAACCCUCGCGUGGCCUCCAGGACAUGGGGCCCUGCUGGAUGUACAGAUGCAGCCAGGAGGGGCUGGGACAGCAGGACUGUGGCAGCAGGACAAAGUCCCUCCAGAGGGCCAUUUGAGGAGAGCAGGACUACCGGUGAGCCGCUGUCAGCACGCACAAACAACCAGGAGCCGGUCGAUGAGUUCUUCAUCUAAGUUCCCGGGGUGAGAAUCCUAAAAACAUAUCACAUGGAGGACUGCCACCGAGGUUGGACAGGAUGCUGUGGAUGUGAGGGGCAGGAGGACACAUGUCGGUGGUCCGUCUAAAGACGAAUCCUCUGGAAUACAGAAGGAACCAAAGCUCAGUUGCGGGGGACACUGUCCACUCAGAAAUGACUCUCUAAAGUCUUAAAUGGUUUGAAUUGUUAGAUACGUUUAAACAAUGCUUUAAACCAGAGAGCAGUAUAAAAUAAUACUAUUCUUUCUAAAGAAAGAAAAGUACUUUUAUAUUUAGAUCCAGCUCCUUAUUUGUGCAGUUAUAGUGCUAAAAUAUAGCGCCGGGAAUUACACAACAUGAAGGAAAAGUGUCUGUCGACGUGCUGAUGCCAUUUUAGGUUUGUUUCACAUUACUCCGAGAGGCAGACUCAUGUUUUACAGUCUGGUGAUGAUCUCGGUGUCAAGGAUCUCUUUAAUGUUGCUGAAAUCUGAUUGAGUCGUAUUGCUCUUCACAGGCUUAGCCUCCGAUAACAUUCGUUUAAAUGCACUUCGAAUUAUAUCUACUCUUUAUUUGUGGGAUAAAAUGUACUAGACUUAGGCCAAAUUACUGUAUUGAAGAGGGUCGCGUUUUCUCACACAAUUAUGUUUAUCCUCUGGUAGCUUAAAGUUAACGGGAUUUUCUAAUUAACUACUUUAAGAAGAACAUUUUGACGUUUACAAAAAACCUUGUGAUAUAUGUUGUUGUUUUUUUAAAGGAUAAUUUACCAUUAGUACAUAAGUGAAGUGUGUUAAACAGCCCGGAUGUGUCCUAUGAACUCAUGUUCAUUACAAAGCUGAGGGCUCAGCUGAGCGGUUUGAACCGAUCACUUUACAGCAGAUGGUCUUCCAACACAACACUUUUGCACAGUGCUCAUAGAGCUGUUUAGAGACCACUCUGACAAAGGAUGAUAUAUUAUUGUGAGGAGAGGAAUGUUUCAUGAACGAUUUAACAACCUUCAGUCCGGUCAAAUCGCCCAUUCUGCGCAAAUUGUUUCUUAUCUUCUACAUCUAUGAAACCUCUGAUUGUGGCCAAGGACCUUCUAGAUUGAAUCCACUCAGAUGAUCCACUUGUGCAUAAUAGCUGGUUAUUGAUCAAAUGCAUAUGAUUUGAGGUUAACAGCCGGGUGCUGCAGGUGUACAUGGCAGCUAGCCGUUGUUAAAGUCUCUAAAGGCUUUUUGUAAAUGAGAGAAACUGGAACAAAGGCACGAAUGCACAGUCGGGACGAUCAGCUGCGAGUGUCCUCGGUGUGUAAAAUGUGGACGCCUUAGAAUUCAAAGAUAAACGAAUAAACCAUCUCUUUGUUGUUGGUACGAAGGCUCACUGUGUGUUCUGACGUGUUUCCACAUCAUAACAAAUGUUAAGAUUUCAAUACUGAUGUAACGCCAGUGACGAAAUGUAUUAUUUAUUAAAAUGUAUUAUUGAACAGUA